Trichoplax adhaerens is the source of this 2850-nucleotide messenger RNA. RefSeq lists its product as uncharacterized. Gene Ontology annotation, cellular component: integrator complex. The record is from RefSeq and is a predicted model, not a curated record. Lineage: Eukaryota; Metazoa; Placozoa; Uniplacotomia; Trichoplacea; Trichoplacidae. The transcript is spliced from 21 exons. Bases 1 to 2850 code for a protein of 949 amino acids. Gene Ontology annotation, biological process: snRNA 3'-end processing.
AUGGCAGAAGGGACGCGAACACAGGUACAAUACCGGUACAAUACCAGUACAGUAUCAUACUCCGUUCUAGACCAUCGCGGUCCGGCUUUAGUCCGACUUCGUGUCGAACUUGUUCCAUACAGUAGAAAUUUAUUGCAACAAUUACGCCAGUUUAUCUAUCAACAUAAUAAUCAAUCAUGCCUUCAACUGGCCAAAUCAAGCUUACUGUUAUUGGUGUCAUUACCUUCUGCCCGUUUGGCUAUAUUCGAACAACUCAGCGAUAUUUUUCUAAAAUCGGUUGUUGCCAAUAAAGAAGAGAGUAAUAAUGAACUGUAUUCAGCUACACAAGCAAUUCAUGCCACACUAAUGGAAUUAUUACAUCGAAGUCCUGAUGCUUGGACCGGCAUUAUUGACGAAUGGGCCUUAAAUCUUCUGGGUCUUAUUAGCCAGCAAUGUGUUGACAAGAUUGGAAUUCCUGCAUCAAGUUCGGUAGAUGAGCGAUUGCAAUACAUGAUGGACAAUCAAGCUACUCAAUUCCUGAUUGAUAUUGCAAAACAGUGCUUCAACAUAAAACUUAAUCGCAAUGAAGGAGACUGCGUAAACUGCCUACUAGAAACAUCAGUAAAGUAUUCAAAUCAAUUCGAUUGGGUUUUAACACAUUUUGCAUCAUGCUUUUCGUCUGUCCUUUUACCGCAUUUGCUUCUUGGUGGUUUAAAAGAUUUUUAUCAGAAUAGCUACAAAAAGGACGGCAUUUAUGUUAAUGAAGAUUCAAUUACAUCUGGAGUGAUACGAGUGUUGAAUUAUAUUGCUGUACAACAUCCAUCGGAAAUUAGGACAUCUUUACUAAGUUUCUUCUCGACAAGCUUAGGAACAUCAGACAAAUUAGAUGAAAUGUACUUGGCAGCUGUUCCAUUCUUUUUGUACAUACUAUCUGUUUCACCAGUACUAUUAGAAAUCUCUACUAUUGAAUUUGUCCGACUUUGGAAUCAUGACCUCUUGAUGAGACUUUACGAGCAAUCACAAAGGCGAAAUGGUUAUAAUUUAACGACUCUAGUUAUCAGUGUUAUGCAGAAUGUUAAGACCGGUGCUAAGGAGUUGUUACAGUGCUUCGUUAGUAUUGCAAGGGAAAAUGAUGGUAGCGAUAAUGUUGCCAAUUCUGAACAAAACGCAAUCUAUAACUCUUGCGUUCGCAUAAUGAAUUCCUUCUUAAGACAUUUACAACAAUUGGUUCAACAAAAAUCUGGCUCUUCUGAUGAGAAUAUUAGUAGCAGUACCAGUGCCGAGUUAUUGGUGCCAUUUUUAGUAGAACUACAAAAGCAUAAAGAUGUUUUAUGUCGGGAAAUGUUAAAAGAAAGUGGAAUAUGCCAAUUUUGGCUCAUCCGUAUUCUCGUCUUAAUCGGAGUUUAUGAAGGAAUGGAUUCUGCUGCAGAGUUGCUAUCUUAUAUCGUUUUGCACGCACAUACUGUGGAAAUGGCUUGUAGGUUGCUUGGUAACAUUCUACAGUUACUUACAUGGGAAAGCCAUCCAGAGACAAAGUCUUUUAUUAGGAGCCGGCUUGUACAAUCGCUACAAUCUCGCAUACUGAAGUUCGCAAAUUUAUUACAGCAUCCUAAUGACGAGAUGUCAACUAUAGUCUUGAAACUAAUGAUUUACCUUAAGCCUGCUGAAGCUAACAUGGAUGUAAAGACUGUAUCAUUAAUGAGCCAAUCCUUGGUUACAUUUUUCUUUCAGUUAUUGUGUACUUACGAAGAACAUAGAACCGAUCAUCAAAAUUUAUUAAAGUCCAUCAAGGCUGUUAUGAUUGCACUGUGCAAGCAACCGAUGGGACCAGUGUUUGUUCUUCGUCGAUUAGUAGAGGAUGCUUUACUGUCACCGGUAAAUUCGGAAAUGUUGGGAAACGAUAACUCCGAAUUACCUGAUAUAUUACGAAUAACGGGAAGGAGGACAAAAUAUACAAUAUCUUCUACUAUGAGCGAGCCUCAUGUCAGCUUACUUAAAGCUAAUUGGAGUAAUCAAUACGAUUUAAUAAAAACUAGUGGUAGUAAAAGUUUAUUCCAUGACGGCUUAAUUGGUCGCGUUCAUAGCAAUAACAACGGAUUAUAUAAUUCAAAUGGAGUCACUAAUGGUUCUAACAUACAGGAACAAGUCCUAUUAAAGACUUCUUUAUAUGUUAACAUCUUGAGAGAGUGUGCUAAAAGUAACAAUGAAUGGGACAAACGAACUAAGUCUGGUUAUGUAUCUCCAUCUGGCGAACCGAACUCCUGGACUAAUGUAUCUCGUUUGGAAGUUUUAAGUAUAACGGUAGUCGAUCUUUUAUCACCCGAUCUUAUUCCAGUACCGAAGGCUUGCUAUGACGAUGACUUUGUUAAACAUCCAGAUACAAUUGAAAGGGAUAUCCACGUAUUUAAAGUCUUUGAUAAGUGUCCACUCCUAUUUGAUAUAUUAAAGUUUAUUGCCGAAGAUCCUUCCGCAAUUUGUAACUGUGAUACUAUUUUACGAAGUUUAUUAUCUGUAUUACUAAAUUAUUGGUUACGUAAUAAAGAAAGCAAAGUUGCUGAAUCUCCUGCUCAACUGGAGAUGUCUUGCAAAUUGAUUAAAUUAUUAUCGGUAGCUGGAUGGAUUCCAAAUCCUGUGACAAGCAUUCACCAUUUAUUUAGUAAAUGUACUCCUUAUCAAGUUUAUUUAUUACUCAUGACAGCGUGGAAAUAUUUAAAAGAUAACAAGCCAAGAAAACCUGACCAAUUUAUUACUAAUAGACAUAGUUUACCAGAAUGUAAAGAGGAAGAUAAUCGUCUUAUAAGAUCAUUGGUUCAAGAAAAGAUUAGUGAUAUAGGUUCUCAUUACGCAGAAUUUAUCAACGGAUCAAUCUGA